Messenger RNA from Moneuplotes crassus, 1494 nucleotides. The record is from the annotation of a GenBank genome assembly. Lineage: Eukaryota; Ciliophora; Spirotrichea; Euplotida; Euplotidae.
CUAGUAAAGAAAUACUAAAAAUGGACCCUAGGGAAACCCAUCAUGACUCUCACGGAGACUGUGACCAUGAAAGAGAAAGCAUCAUUAAGGAAGACAGGAAGGACUACUUCUGUGUAGAUGUCCCAGAGCUUACUGAUGAAGAAAACAAAGCUAAUGAGAAGUUUCUAAAAAUUAGAGAUGAGUUAUUGUCAGAUGGAAAGCUUCCUUUCCUGGAUGAGUAUUAUGACAGCCUACCUGUGAUCUCACAGAGUAAGUUAUAUGAGAAAUUGCAGAAAAUGCCAAAAGGAGGACACCUACAUCUUCACCUGACUGCUUCUUGCAAGAUAGAUUUCUUAAUGGAACUAUCCAAGGAAGAUUGUGUAUACUAUAACGAAAAAGAAAACAAAUUCAAAAUCUUUGUGGAUCUUGAACCAGAAGAAGGGUACAUCAAAUCCUCAGAAAUGAGAGAAAACUGGAAUAAAGAAGGUACCUUCGAUGAAUUUAUAAGAUCGAAAAUCUUAUUAAACGAAAAAGAUUUGAGCUCAAAACAUAGCAGCACAAUAUGGAGUAACUUUCAGUGGAAAUUUGAUCUCACCUUCGACCUGUAUAACUAUGAGAAGUUUAUGGAGAAGAUCAUCCUGCAAGUAAUGCUUGAUUCCAUCAAUGAAAAAGUCUUCGUUCUAGAGUUUAGACACAUUUUUGGAUGCGUAUUCAAUGAUAAACACGUUGUAGUCAGCCUGCAAGAUGAAAUAGCAAUGUUUGAAAGAUGCCUAGAAAAGGCAAGAGAGGUUGAGCCCUCCUUCUCUUGCAGACUUAUAUCCUGUGGACUUAAGAUAGUUGGGGAUGGCCAUAUCAACACUCAACUUGAAUGUUGCCUGCAAGGAAUGAAAGAAACUAAUAUCAUUGCUGGAUAUGAUCUAGUCUGUGAGGAAGAUAUUACACCUCCACUUACAAAGUACAAGAAAUUAAUUCAAGCAGCUCAAGAAAAUUCUGAGACCCCUCUGAACAUAUACUUACACGCUGGUGAAACAUGCUGAAGAGACAAUGAAAACUUAUACGAUGCUAUCCAAAUGGGAACUAAGAGAAUUGGUCAUGGAUUCGCUAUUUUGAAUCACCCACAUUUGAUAGAUAUUGCUAGAGAGAAACAAAUUUGCUUAGAAGUAUGUCCAGUCAGCAAUUUGAUUCUUGGAUACACAUUUGAUUUAAGAUGGCAUCCAGCAAAGUCCCUGAUGCAUAGAGGAGUUCCCAUUACAAUCUCAGCAGAUGACCCAGGAUUCUGGAAUACAUACGGAGUAUCUUUAGACUAUUGCUAUGCAUCUCUUGCAUGGGAUCUGAACCUCAGGGAACUUAAACAGUUAGCCAUUAACGGAAUCAAGCAUGCUGCACUCACAGACUGUGAGAAAGAGAAGCAAAGAGAGAAAUUUGAUGAAGAGUGGAGCAAGUGGAUUGAACAUAUGAACACAGAAGACUAAACACAAUGAAUUCGGACAUCUAAAUUCUUCAUAGCAUAUAAAG